ACACUAUUCAAUAAUAUUUUAUCACAAUUGUUUAUAGUGAUUGUUUGGUCCUUUUCAACUAUUAUUAUAUCUCUUGUUAGUGCUGUGAGGUUACCAAACAAUGAAAGUGUUCCAGCAGUGAUUGCGUUUGGGGAUUCCAUCUUAGAUACAGGUAACAAUGACUACAUUAAUACCUUAUUCAAAUCUAAUUUUCGACCAUAUGGUAAAGAUUUUGGUGGAGGAAAUCAACCAACUGGGAGGUUCAGCAAUGGUUUAAUCCCUUCAGACUUCCUUGCUGCAAUAUUAGACAUCAAGAAGCUUUUGCCUCCGUAUCUUGAUCCAAAUUUGAAACGUCACGAUCUUCUCACAGGUGUAAGCUUUGCAUCUGCUGCUAGUGGAUAUGAUCCUCAAACUAAUAAAAUAGCAUCAGUGCUAUCAUUAUCAGAUCAACUAGAAAAUUUCAAGGAAUACAAAACCAAGUUACACGACAUGGUUGGAGAAAACACAACAACAACAAUUAUAUCGAAAAGCGUAUACCUCUUGUCCUCAGGAAACAAUGAUAUUGCCAAUACUUUCUUUACAUUACCAUUUAGGCGACUACAGUAUAAUGUUUCAACUUACACAGAUUUCAUGGUUUCACAAGCUACCAAGUUCUUACAAAAUCUUUAUGGACUUGGAGCUAGAAAGAUUGGAGUACUUGGUUUGCCAAAUUUAGGGUGUGUGCCCUCUCAAAGAACACUCAGAGGAGGACUUCACAGGAAAUGUUCAGAACGUGAAAACCAGGCUUCGAUGCUCUUUAACAAGAAGCUGUCAUGCCAAAUAGAUAUCCUUGGGAAAAAAUAUCCUGAUGCUAAAUUUGUCUACCUUGAUAUUUAUAGUGUAUUAUCGGAUUUGGUUCAAAAUACCACUAAAUAUGGUUUUGAAGUUGCAGAUAAAGGAUGUUGUGGCUCGGGAAAUCUUGAAGUAAGCAUUCUGUGUAACCCUCUUAGCCUGGGGAUAUGUUCAAACCGGUCAAACUACGUAUUUUGGGACAGUUUCCAUCCUACGGAAAAGGCAUAUCAAAUUAUUACUUCUCAGGUGUUUGAUAAAAACGUCGAUAAAUUCUUCUGA
Messenger RNA from Vigna unguiculata (cowpea), 1089 nucleotides. Its product is annotated as GDSL esterase/lipase EXL3-like. Gene Ontology annotation, cellular component: extracellular region. NCBI's taxonomy places the organism in Eukaryota, Viridiplantae, Streptophyta, Magnoliopsida, Fabales, Fabaceae. Gene Ontology annotation, biological process: lipid metabolic process. The record is from RefSeq and is a predicted model, not a curated record. Gene Ontology annotation, molecular function: lipase activity.